Messenger RNA from Solenopsis invicta (red fire ant), 7368 nucleotides. Its product is annotated as Na(+)/H(+) exchange regulatory cofactor NHE-RF1. Gene Ontology annotation, biological process: protein localization to plasma membrane. The transcript is spliced from 3 exons. Gene Ontology annotation, molecular function: protein-membrane adaptor activity; protein binding. Gene Ontology annotation, cellular component: apical plasma membrane. Lineage: Eukaryota; Metazoa; Arthropoda; Insecta; Hymenoptera; Formicidae. The coding region runs from base 815 to 1591 and encodes 258 amino acids. The record is from RefSeq and is a predicted model, not a curated record.
GUCGUCUAACACUCGUCUCGCGCUUCUCGCUUUGAUAAUUCGUUCCGCGUGUCAGCGCGCAUCGCUCGGAUUCCUUCUCUGUCGUGCUCGACGAUCCCAAUUUUCGAUUGACACACUUAAAUCGCGCGUGCGUGUGUUAAAUCAACUUUACAUAGCGGUGUUUGCGGAGUGCGAAGUCAAGAGACGCGAUCAACGAAUGCAAGGCACUCCCCGCAGUUCAAUCUUUGUGGAAAAAAAAGUAAAGAGUCAGCGGCGGGAGGGAGAUAUUCAAUUCGACGGACGUUCAACGCGAAGAACGCAGUAGCAAGAAGGAGCGAGGGGGAAGGAGGAAGACAAAGGGGAAGACGAGAAAUUGAUCGAAAAUCAUCGAAAAUUCUCUCGGCUCGCCGCGGCCGCGUGAGGUCGGCUCGGUUCGGCGAUCGUCGGCCGCCGUCGGAGGCCCGAGGCCGAGAGGGGUGAGAGGUCCGCUCGGUGGCGCUCGGCGGCGCUCGGCAGCCUUCGGCACUCCUCAUCGCGCCCAUCGCGCCCGCGCCUGCCCGCGCCUGUCGCCGGUAACUUCGUCGCAUACGUACUUUGGCUGCGCCGUGUGAUCGUGUGUAUGCGCGCGCGCGCGUUUACCUGUCUGCCGCUACCUCGCGGUGUGUUCUCUCAGCCCGUCUCGUCCCAUCUCGUCUAGGCUUGCGCGUGACUUUCGCGUUUCGCGCGUUCCUCGGUGCAGUGCGGUCGGUGGUGUCGGUCCGGCAGUGAAUCCGGCGCAGAUUCGUGUUCGUUAUUCCCCCUUGCCCUCGGUCGAGAGUGAGAUCGACGCGCCGCGAUGUCCUCCUUCAAGGACGAUAAGGUGCCGUGCGCCCGGCUCUGCCACAUCGUCAAGUGGGACGAUUUCAACGGUUACGGCUUCAAUCUGCACGCGCAGAAGGGCAAGAACGGCCAGUUCAUCGGCAAGGUGGACGAGGGCUCGCCGAGCCAGGCGGCCGGUCUGCGCCAGGGCGACCGGAUAAUUGAGGUUAACGAGAUCGACAUCGCGAACGAGACGCACAACCAGGUGGUCGAGCGCAUCAAAGCAUUCGCCAACGAGACCAAGCUGCUGGUGGUCGACCAGGAGGCCGACGAUUACUUCAGGGACAACAACAUCGUUAUCAAGGGCACCAUGUCGAACAUCAAGGUGAUCAAGACGCCGGAAAGGAAUCCCAACAGCGUGGAGGACCGUUCCGACGGCAGCAACUGCUCCGUUGACGAGGUUGACGUUGAAAACUCCGCUGCUGCGCAUCGUGUGUCGAGCACGCAGAAGUCUAUCAACUCCAACGACACGGCGCACAGCGACAGUACGACAGUUGCGCAAAUGACGACCGGCGGCAAAGAGUCCAAUAUGCGGGAAAACGGAAACGGCGACGUGAAUCACGUACAUGGCACGGGUAACGGCAGCCUGGCUGUCGGGGAUGGUGCGAACAACAGCGAGCCCAAAUCCCAGGGCCUGAAUCUGACGAUGAGUGCGAAGGAACUCAGGGAGAUGCUGGCACAACGCAAAAAGUUUGACCCGAAGAAGGAGACGAUCGGCUUCAAGGACAAAUUCGACAUCGUGCAGAAACUGUAGACUCGCAUCCUCUCCUGUUACUCGGUAAUCCUUUAUUCCUUUAUUCCUCUCUUCUUAUCGUAUCGUUAUCAUCGUCGAGCGUUCGACGACGGCGACGACGAUGGUUUUCCUUCCUACGAUGUAAUGCAUUUUGUUGUAACCGAUCAAAUUGUUGUCGUAAUAAAUACACGAUUGUUUAGACACUAUCGUGGACGCCAAGCAUUGACGUCGAUAUCGUAACAUACAUUACAUUUAUCCGCAGCGAAAGGAUACUACGGAGAAUAUUAGGAUAAUGAAAGGAGAAAUGCUGUUUGUAUGAGUACACUGUUAAUUUUUAGUUCACAGGUGAAUUUACAUGUGCAAUCUUUGUCGCUUCCGCGCCGGAAGUUGCGACAGACUUCGAGUCACCAGUCUAUUUCAACAUUUAAUAUAGAGCUAUAAAAUUAUGAAGAGUUUUUUGUUUUUUAAAGAAAAUUGCGCAUUUGCCACUUUUAUUUUAGAUCAUUAGUUUUUUUUUCCUUUUUACAACCGUUAUCAUAAUUACAUGGUAGCCCGAGAAUAUCGUUUUCUUCCCGGAGUAACAAUGUAGUCUUAAAAGUGUUCCUGUUGUAAUUAAUUUCAACGCUUCCCGAUUAGUGAAUAAUUAAAUCUCACUCUUUCAACUCGAUUAUCCACGGUGUCGUCAUAUUAUUCUAAGCACCGUCUCGUCCGUUAAAUUCGGGAGAUCCGUUCGUCGCUUCUUCCCACGACUUUCUCCGGCGAGAAUUGAUCACCGUCUCCUGAUGUAGUAAUCGUCUUGAACGUUACGUCGAUCAUACGAAUUCUUCGCUGGUUAAAGACGGUUUCUAAUUCCCAAUUCCGCGUAAAUGAGAAGUAACUUUUGAUAUAAAUAUUCCCAUAUUGUAUGUUAACAAUUUGAAAAUUUAUCUCGAGAUCACAUUUUAAUUGACCAACGGACCAAAUGAUUAAUUAACGGAGCGUGUUCAAUAAAUCAUAGGGAGUUAACUCAGCGUUUGUAAAUUGAAAUCAUAACAAACGUUCGAUUAUUCGAAAAGAAUUCUAGGCCUCUUAAACACCUGUCUUUCAUUUCGCGAACGCUAAUCGGUUCGACUUACCGUUCGAUUUAUUGCAGCCGCUCUCGGUUAAGGCUGUGUAAUGGGGAUUAACACGGUUGCCAGGAUGACAGCACUUGAUGUCGACACACGAAGAAUUCGAUGCGCGCGGAAUCUUUCGAUAAUCGUGCGCGAAGCGUAAAUAAUGUUCGCGUGAGUCGAACGGCCGUUGCAAAAUGCGUGAAUGUCAAUUUCGACGUUGCAUUCGGGGAUUCCUAGUUUCGGUUUGGUAGUCGCGGCACGGCUGUGAGAUACUCGCGCGCAAGGACGGACGUUCCUCGCGUGCUGGCUGCAAUGGGUCUAUGAAGUCAGUCAGUCGCCCGUCGCGCGGUCCAAGGACGAGCGCGUUCUGGGAGAAAGUAUAGCCAGACAUCGGACGAGUCUCGGUUAAUCUCCGUUAUCGAAUUCAGGACGCGAGUCGUCUUUUUACCUUGCGUGCGUUGCAACACCGGGCGGAUCGACUCACAGGAAUUGAACAUCCGUGAAUGUUAUAAAUUACGAUGCAUCAUGUCUCGUAUUUCGUUCAGAGCCGAUUCGGUACUUAAACCAAUUAAUUGAAGCAUUACGAUUAAUGCGGGCAUAACAAUGCGUGCGCAUUUCGUGAUUCACUUUCUCAUUACAGGAAAUAAUUGCCCUGGUUAAAUAAUUUCAUAUGGCAGUUAUUGUCUAAACAAGUAAUACUGAUAAUUCGACGUACGAUACAGGGUCAAACUAAUUCGCAAAGGUUCCUAAAUUUUCUCUCUAGUUCUCUAAAAUACAUUUCUUACAUUUGUUUACUUUUAAUGUUCUACUAUGAUCAUAUCGAACGAUGUGAUUUUUAUUCGUGAUUUUGUUCUCAAAGAAGAUAAUAAGAGACAAUAGUCUAAUCGCAUAUUUUUUGAUAAGAAAAGGUAUCAUACUUGAUAAAAAUAUAGCGUUAGUGACUAAUCGGACCAGUUCAACUCAACUGUAGUUGCAAUUUAAUUGCCAGCUUAACGGCCUAGUUAUCUCAGGUGAUAGGAUGUGAAUAUUGCCUCGUGAUUAAUACAAUGUCGUUGCGUGUCUUAUCGAUGCAUUUAAUAAUCGUCGGGACAAACGUUUCUCGAUACUCUUGAUAAUUUCAUUGGAGUUUUUUAAAAAAUUUGAGACUUUGAGUGCAACAUGAAAAGAGGAGGUAAAGUUAAAUUUUUACAAAAAUUAAACCAAGAUCGUUUAACUUUUUAGUACAACCUAGUACGGCCUUGUACGGCCUUGUUUCCAGCCUCUCACUUUUCGUCGUAUCAUUCCUCGUUUCCGCAUUUCUUUUUCUUUAAUUAUAGUUUCCGAUUAACGCGAUUGCCAUGGUCGUUUAUUGUCACAUGUCCCGUGGGGAGAACCCGUGCUAGCUAGUUAAAUGCAUUUUUUUACAUGCGCCACGUGUAAUACGAGAGAAGAAAAAAAAAGUUGCAUUAAAGAUGCGCAACAAAAACUUGAAACUUACUCAACGGUAAUGAAUAUAAUAGGACAGAAACAGAGAGUCUUCAUUUCUAUUCACGUAUCUUACUAAGUGCCUAUAAAACUUAAUGUAAAAUAGACAUUGAAAAUGUGCUGCGUCCAUAAUGGAAAUAAAUUUAGAAGUGGACACGUCCCUCGGAAUAUCGCUUCGCUCGAAGCGUACGCGCGAAAUGCUUAUUUCGAACGGAACGAAAUCAAUUAAGCACGUGCGGCUUUCUCGGGGCGAAUAUUAUCACGGAGCGACGAUAAGAGUGGUUCGACAAACAGGUACGGGCGUACUGAAAUUUAUAACUCGCGUUCGUGACGUGCCUCCGAUAAACCGACUCGUCGAAUGCAGAGGCGUUGCGUAAUCGAUGGAGUAAGGAAUGUCGUCGUUACAAUGGCAACGGGAGAGAGAAUCCGCCUUUAGGGAUUCCACACCUUCGCUUUACUCCUCGGCACUUCUCGCGGUGAGAUUCGCGGAAAAGUUGGGUACAUAACUCGAGACUCUCGUCGCUAAAUAUUACGACGACACGUUGCGCAACCUUCAAUUAUCGCUGUCGUUUUCGUCGUCGUUAGGCAUUCACCUGCUGAGAGCGCGCAGGCGUCGUGUUCCACGUUCCGAGAUAUAUAAGAUUGCGCAUAGAUUAUGCCUUGUUUACAUAAAUACGCAUAUAGUCGAAUGAACGGAGCUUCGUUAAUUUGCUGGAUUAAUCCUAACAAGGUCCAAGUCUUAAUUUGAGAUGCAUAGGAUCGUUAUCGGAAAGUGUUAGUAGCCACGUGGUUACAACGAUAGCAUAUUACGAACUAUAUUUUCCUUGUUGUGUGACAAGGUCUCAUUACUUUUCUCUUCCGUCAUUUUGUCCAUCGAAACCUUCAGAAAUGUUUAUUAUAUCAAAAUAUUAAUCAUAUUCGAUUUGUCACCGUUCGCUUCGAAGAUAUCAAUCACAUUUAAAUUUUAUCUUUUUAUAGUUGUUUUAAAAAUAAGUUUGACAUUUCGUUAAUAGUAUGCUUUCGUCAAAUGCUUUCUGUUAAAAUGGCAGUUUGCUUUCGUGUUGCCAAUAUCUACCAUUAAAUUCUGUACGAAUUAAUUUUUCGGGUGAAUGAUUCGAUUAGAGAAUGUGGUUCUUUAAAAUCGCUGUAAUUUCGAAAUGGUACAAAUUUCAAUAAUUUGUCUUGCAAUUACGACAUAUGCGGUAGUAGCAGCAGCAUUAGGGUUAACUUAAUUUCUUUUCUUCAGAAAACAUCUUCUUGAGAAUUAAGUUCUCCUUUGUUGUCUCUUGCGUUUUCUUUCAUAUUUUAAAAGCGAGCGAGUGUGAGCGGCUAAUAAUGUUAAUAAAAUCACGUGUACGCAUACGCAUGUACCUGUUAUAUUCUGUGCUAAUUACAUCUGGUGUGUGUAGACCGUUAUGUCAUUCAGCGGCUUACCCAAGUGAAAGUAUAAUAACGAGGCACCCAUUCGCGCGGAGAGUUUGGUGAACGAAAAUAGCGCAUUUGUACGCAUACCGCGAUAUACAUAUAUUCUUGCGGUAAAAAAAGCGUCGCACGGUAACCAUGUAAAGUGAGUGGUAAAUGUCUUGUCGGAAAGAAUUCUGCCUUACGAGAUCUCUGAUUGACUUGGACGAUUGCAAUUGAAGAAUUGGUGCAAGUCUCGAGUAACUCGAAUGUUAGAUUUAAAAAUAGACGUUAUUAAAGCCGGAUUGAAUUUUAUGACAGUGUGUCUCAUUUUGAACAAGGAAUUUAAAAAACAUAGAUUACACAGAAAUAAGAUUGGUUUGUUCGUAAAGGAGACCAAUCGUUUGUAAGAGUAUUGGAAAUUUUUUGACAUCUUGCAUUUUAUGUACUACACCUAAUUUUAAGAACAAAAUAUUGAUUAGGUAUGCGAUAAUAGCAGCGUGGGAUCGGCUUGAGGAGCAUACUUUUCGAUAAUCAAUUUCUUUAUGCGAUAUUUCUGUUUUGUUUCAGACAGACAUGGCAAGCAGUUUAAUGUCUUAAUGACACUAAUGCAAAUGCGCUUUGGAACGAGAAAUGCGACAGGAAAAAGAAUUUACAUAAAACAAAUUUUAUUCUAACGAUAUUUUGCAAGGUUUCUAUGUGUACUUAAAAUUUGUAGGCGUCAUUUAAUCUAUUUAAUUUAAUCUAUAAUGUGGUUAGAGAACGCAGACGUCAUAUGGUUUGUUUAAUUUGUAACGUACAUUGCGUUUAUUUUGCGAGCAGUAUAGAUCCAGCAUUGAUAAAAAUAAAAUUGAGAAAGAAGAACUGGCCUUGAAAGCUGUUUAAAAAAAUUAUUUCAGCUCAGUCACGGUUUAAUGAAUUAUUUUUAGCAGGAAUUUCUGAAAUCGCUAUUUUAAUUGCUUGCAAAAUAAACGAUUCAUUACUAAACUUGCGAUUAAAAUAAACAGGAAAACGAAUAGUUGCUAGUGUGACAUUUAGGAUCCAAUUUAGGUUUCGAGUAACAUUGCGAGCUCUCGUUCAUCGAUUUUAAAUGAGAAACGUGUGGACUCUCUUCCUUUUGUAUCUUUUCUUUUAUUCUUUUUUUUUUCUUGUUUCGUAGGAUCUUGAGGAAUUCUAUUCACACCGGCUCCUGUAAAUAUUAGAUUGUCGUGCAUCAGGGCAGGUGCAACAAUCAGAUACAGGGAGAGCGGCUAAUGAUAAUUGUCUGCGCAAACAAAUCUUUCGUGCAAUAAGAUUCACUCGCUGUAAUUAUCGGCACGAAACCUACGCAUUCUUUUGUGUACGUUGCUUCUUCAUAGUGGUGCAAUCUUUAAAAGUGAAUAUUCAUCAGCAAAUGUUUAUGGAUAAAGACUUGAUUAUUAGCGAGUUAGAUUUAGAUAAAUGCGCGGGCUGUUAAACUUUAAAAAUAUUCAUAUUGUUGACUUUAGUUGGUCGAUAUGAAUUGGUAGCGAAUAUCUCAACUUAUUCGUAUCGAUCAUCCAACGCAUAAAUAUAAUAUUAUUUUUACUCGACGGAAACAAGGAUCUUUCAACUUUGUAACGACUUUUCGAACGAUUUUAAUCGAUACGUAGAUCCUAUGUGUGUGAUUGUUGCACUGAAUCUUGGAAUGUAUAUAACGCGCACGUAUACAUACGCACAUGUUAAAUAGCCAAGUACACAUGUUACGAUCUUCGCACAUUAUGUCCAACGUUAUUGUAUAAGCAUUAAUUAUAAGCAUUAUGUUUGACGAUAAGAUUAGUUAUAAAAUUACAUGUAUUUAUGUACAUGUGUAAAACGGGG